AGUUGGCCCUGUGACUCCUUGCCGGGACGGUAUAACAGUAGCCUACCGAGCGAGGGACCAGGCGGUGGAUGGGGAAGGGAAGUAGCCGCAGCAGCAGCAGCAGUCGGGCGCGCCGACCGAAGCAUGCUCCAGCGCAGUCAUGACUUGCUCGGCGUCAGAUAGCGAGAAGAUCGUGAUCAACUGCGGCGGGAUCCGACACGAGACCUACCGGAGCACCCUGAAGACGCUGCCGGGCACACGCUUGUCCUGGCUGACCGAGCCCGACGCCUACAGCAACUUCGACUACGACCCCAAAUCCGACGAGUUCUUUUUCGACCGCCACCCGGCCACCUUCGCCUUCAUCCUCAACUACUACCGCACUGGCAAGCUCCACUGCCCCAACGAUGUGUGCGGGCCGCUCUUCGAGGAGGAGCUCGCCUUCUGGGGCAUCGACGAGACGGACGUGGAGGCGUGCUGCUGGAUGAACUACCGGCAGCACCGCGACGCCGAGGAAGCCCUGGACAGCUUCGAGACCCCCGAGCCGGACGCGCCGGAGGACGAUCCGGCGCUCACCGGCGGGGCGGACGGCGACCUGAAGCGGCUGUGCAUGCAGGAGGACGGCCGCAGGACGACAAGGUGGGAAGUGUGGCGGCCCUUCAUGUGGGCGCUGUUCGAGGACCCGUACUCCUCCAAAUACGCGCGGAAUGUGGCGUUUGGCUCGCUCUUCUUCAUCCUUCUCUCCAUUUCCACCUUCUGCCUGGAGACCCACGAAGCCUUCAACACCAUCUACAACAAAACAGAGAAUGUUACUGUCGGCAACGUGACGCAUGAGGAGAUAGUGUACGAGGUAGUCACAGAUGGCUGGCUGACAUAUGUGGAGGGCGUCUGCGUCAUUUGGUUCACCAUUGAGGUGAUGGCGCGUGUCGUCUUCUGCCCUGACAAAGCAGAGUUCUUCCGCAGCACCCUCAACAUCAUAGACUUUGUGGCCAUCGUGCCCUUUUACCUGGAGGUGGCGCUGAGCGGCCUCUCCUCCAAAACAGCCAAAGACGCGCUGAGCUUCCUGCGCGUGGUGCGCUUUGUCCGUAUCCUGCGUAUAUUCAAGCUGACCCGCCACUUUGUUGGCUUACGGGUCCUGGGCCACACUCUGCGGGCAAGCACCAACGAGUUCCUGCUGCUCAUCAUCUUCCUGGCGCUGGGCGUCCUCAUCUUUGCAACCAUGAUCUAUUAUGCCGAACGCAUCGGUGCCGACCCAGCUGAUCCAACAGCUGCGGCCCACACCAACUUCAAGAACAUCCCCAUCGGGUUCUGGUGGGCUGUGGUGACCAUGACCACGCUGGGCUACGGGGAUAUGUACCCUGAGACAUGGUCAGGAAUGCUGGUGGGUGCCCUCUGCGCCUUGGCCGGUGUGCUGACCAUCGCCAUGCCUGUGCCCGUCAUCGUCAACAACUUCGGCAUGUACUACUCCCUGGCCAUGGCCAAGCAGAAGCUCCCCAAGAAGAGGAACAAGCACAUCCCCCGAGCGCCACAGCCCGGCAGUCCCAACUACUGCAAGCCAGAUGCCCUGGCUAUGGCAACCGCCUCCCCACACAGGCUGAUGGGCAACGUGCUUGGCCCGGGCAUGGUGGGAUCUGGCAGCAUGAUGGGCACUGGAGACUGCCCACUGGCACAGGAGGAGAUCAUCGAGAUCAACAGGGCAGAUUCCAAGCAGAAUGGCGACGCUGCAGCCAACGCGGCCCUGGCCAACGAGGACUGCCCCACCAUCGACCAGGUCCUCGGAGACGAGCGCAGCCCGGCCACGGGGGGCCUUGGCUCCACCACCAGCCGCGAGCGCUACCCGCAUGACCGGGCCUGCUUCCUCCUGAGCGCCGGGGAGUUCCAGCGCACGACGGACGGGAACGUCCGGAAAGGAGGCACUGUGAACGGCUACUGGAGCGACAGCCCGUGGUAGAGGAAGAGCGGACAACAAUCGCCACAAGGGAAGAAGCGAGAGAACAUGACAAGAGACAGCAUACAAACAUAGAAAUAUGCAAUGUAGAUAAAUGAGACUGCGGCGGUUGGACCUUCGUGUUUCUGUUCACUUAUGUUGUAUCUACAGCACACAUGCGUGUGCAUGUGGAUGUGUGUGUGUGCAUGAGUGUGUGUGUGUGUGUCCCUUGAUCUGCAUCUACCUCUCUACUAAGAUGCACAACUUGGAAACAUACUUUUUGCUUCUGCAAGACAUUUUUUUUUUUUAUUAACAAGCUUUGUGUGAGCACAUGAUGAUGUCAUCUUUCUGUCAGUUAGUUGUUUUUUUCUCCAACAUAUCAGUGUUUUGUUUUUUGUUUUUUGUUUUAAACUGUAAUUUUCUGAUGUUGCAGAAAUGUUUUGAUUCUUUUGAAAAAACAACAAUGUUUUAGACAAUAAUUGUGUCUGUUGGUUAAAUGCUUAAAUCCCUUGUACUCAUCUGGCGCUCUCACCUUUCUGCUCCCCGGCCAGAAGGUAACAGACAGCUGUCAGUUGGAUGGAAAUCAUUCCCUUUGAUUUGCAAUCGAUUCCCAUAAGACCAUCAUACACUCCUUUUUCCAGCAUUGCAUUCAAGCUGGGAGUAAUGGGAGGUGAGAGCUCCAAAUGAGAAGACUUUGUCUGAAGAGCAUAUUACUGGUAAUUUAAGAAUUAGUUCAACAUUUUGGAGAAAGAACGCUAUGUUGUAGCCAGGAAGCAAUCGGCCUAGUUUAGAUUUAAAGCUUGAAGCAGGGGGCAAAUAGCCGGCCUGGCUCAGUCCAAGUGGAUACAAAAAUGCACAUUAUAUCAUUUCGAAAAUAGCUUUUUUGGUGCUCACCAAAAAAUAGUAACAGCAUGCAUAUCUCCAAUGUGUAUUUUUUACAAUUUACAACUUUUUAUGCUCAGAUAAAUUAGAGAGAGCUUAUUCAUUAUUAUAAAUGAGCUAUAGACGUGGCGAUAUGCAUUUUAGUUCCAGCCUAGCUGUUUCCCCCCUGCCUCCAGUUUUAAUGCUAAGCUAACGUAAUUGCCUCCUUAGCUCAUCUCACUCUUAAAGGAUGUGAAUCCUUUUUUUUUCUCUUUUUUUUCCCAAAAUGAGGAGCUAUCGCUUUAACAUCAUGUGACCCUGAUUUGGGGUCAUACAGUGUUUUUUCUGUUUCCUGUUUAUCCUUAUGCUCAAGCCACGCUUCACUAUCCAGUUGUUGCUAGUUGGAGAAUCAUUUUAAGCCCCAGUCCUGUUAGACACACACACACCACAAACAAACAUAGAUGUAAACACACACUCCAGUCUCUCUACUGAACCCGUCUAUUGUUUCUGAGCAUUUCAUUCUCUCCUCAUCCUCCUCUACCUUCUCAACGUCCACUUGUCACGAGUGAGUCUGCCGCCUCCCCAAAGGCCACUGCUGAUUGGUCGCUUUUGUCACGGUGAUUGUAAAUAUGUAAAGUUAGCGUUGUAUAUGAAUCUGCAUGGGUUACCAUUGCAAGCAAUAAGGAUAAUAAUAUGAAUAAUAAUGCAAGAAGGUUUGAUAGGGUUUUAGUCUCGAGCUUAAUGAAUGUGUAUAUAUUGUUUAGACUACUAAGAGUGUGUAUGGGUGUGUGUUAAGAUGCAUACAUAUGCACUAACAAAGCAUGCAGGACAAAAAAAUGUUCACCUCUUUGAAUGCAAGAAGAGGGAGAACAGGCUGACAUUAUGCAUGCCGAAAUGCUAUGACGCUAUUGGUCAGAAGAGACCAAGUUAGGUACUGUAAAGGGGCCGGUGGGGGUGGGAAAGUUUAUUUUUGCAGGACGGGGCGGGGUUACAUUUCUAGUAGGUCUUGUAUAGCUGCUUUCUUAUCGAAACUUGAGAGACUUAUGAUAAGAGAAACAUAUUAACAAUCGUAGCUUAUGAUACUUUUUUUUAUUUAUUUUUGCUUCUCUUUUCAGAGAACUGUUCUGAAAGCCCCGAGCUUAUCAGAUAUAUGCAAAAAGAAGCAGUUACUGUGAACUAACGCUAAGACAUGAAAAAAAAUCCAGCUUCUUCCAUCAUUGUCUUGACUCCUCUUCUGCAAGAGAGAGGAGAGAGAGACCUCCCCCAAGAUACCUCCACACCAAAACUCCCCUCUCCGUUUGCCUCAUUCUACCGCUUCCUCGUUAUCCGUCUGUGACUUCAUCCUGCCCACGUCAUGUUUCAUUUCCUUCCGUCCCGUCUUAUUGUCGACUCUUGCAUUUAAAGUGCAGUGGGUUCAAAAGAAGGAUACCUCUGCAAUGUGAGAAUGCAAUGAUUCAACACAAGCACCCACCAAGGAUGAGGAUCAGGGCUGCGAGGGCUCCUUUGGGAACCCCCUUGAGUGAAGGGGGGCUUCUCUAUUUAAGUGUAAUUUAAAUGGAUUGAAUACAGAUUUAUUUAAGAAUACUCACCGUGUAAGCAUAAUACAGUAUCGCACCGAAUAUAAGAUGACCUUGAUUAUAAGACACCAUUCUGAAGACACAAAACCCUUUCUGGCUUAUUUUUCAGACUAGUCCUAUAGCCUACACUGUUAAUCCAAAGAGAAGAUAAUAAUCACCCUUUUACAAACCUGAAAUACUUCCACUAAAGCAGAAUAUAAAUCAUGCAGCUCGUCUACAAUCAGCAUUGCACCAGUUCCCAUGACAAACAGCCAGUAUGAUUUCUCCAUUGGAUUUCAGAUUAUUGCAGAAAAUGCAAUCGGUGGAAAUAAAAACGUUUAGUCACUUGUGAGCAAAUGGGGUUUUUUAAGACACAAAAGCUUCAACACUAACCAGAGAGGUAUUUACUGACGUAGAAUAAAACGGUAGAAUUUCUUAUAAUUUCCUCAACUAACACUAACCCACAGACCUCAUUUCAGGAAUCUACUCCAAAAAAGCUGUGUCUUUAUAAAGAGGGAAGUUCAAUGCUAACUCGUUUCCAGAUGUUAGGACUCGUCCCUGCAGCACUCAAUACCCUCCAUUAAAAAUUAAAUACAAUUGAUGUUAUGAAUGCAUACAUGUCUAAUCCCCAAACUCCCAUUUUUUGAGACGUCUUGUUUAAUAUUCUGACCUAUCCGGUAUCAAAUGCAACAUCACGUCAAAAAACUAGACGACCUCAUUGAAUGGUAACAUGACGUUGGGUUAUGUAAUUCCAUAGGCGUAAACCAGGCAGAUUGGUUUGACCGAACAGUCAAAGAAGUGAGGUCAUUGAAAACCUUUUUCCUGACUUAACAUUUCAGUUCAUAUUGGGCUCAAACCGCUAUCUCUAAAAAUAUGAUCACAUUGGACAAUUGCACACCGGUGCCAAUGUUCAGUACCUGUGCAGAAAGCAGCGUGUCCCUUGUAGCAAGAUGUUAAAGUUAGGGUGUCGGAUGGGCGCCUCAAGACUUUCAUGCAGGAGACCAAAGUUCUGUGACAGACAUCAUUUUUAACCACACCAACCAAUCUCUACCCAGCCUUAGCCAAGUGCUGUACUUGCCAAAGCCUAACCGAGGUCGUUAUUUGUCAUACAUUUUUUUCACAAGAGCCAUAAACUAUUUGCUAGAUAUUCUAGGAAGGGAAAACAAUAUUUCAAAUGUAAAUACAAUUCUAUGAAGCCCAGGGUUUUGCAGUAUCAAUGUUAUUGUUGAGUCUGCUUUAGCGGUGCAUAUUACCAAACAAAGUUGCUCAUUAAUUUUCUAUUUGUUUUGGCCCUAAAGAUCUUUGAAGAAGUUGCAUUGACUACAAAUUGAGAAACCACACUGCAGAGGCACCCUUCAAAAAUAAAUGUCUUAAAUUUCUUAUGCUUCUGCCCCUCGUUGCCAAGGUCCCUCCCCUCCCCAUCCAUUCACAACUCAGGUAUCUCUUUCUCAAUCUCCCAUGUUCCUGUCCACCCACAAUUCCUCUAAGAUGUACUGUAUGUAUGAAAAAAGGGAACAAAAAAAGUCAAGUUUUCCUCUCUCUUCUCUUCCUGUGAAUUCCAUGUGCUCUGUUUUGUGGUUCUUGCCCCCCUCCCUAAAAAAAAAUGCUAUUUUGCUUUCCUUGUCCAACUGUGCUUCCUGUCUUCUCCUUGUGUGGAUUCUGCCCCGUCUCUCUGCCCUUUCCCGAUAACCUUGUCCCUUUUUCUGAGACUUCAUCCCCCCAACACGCCAUCCAUCCCCCCACCCCACCCCAUCCGGAAGUCUCUCACAGCAAAAAACAAAAUUGGAGUAAAAUUGGACCACCUUCGCAUCAAAUUUAAAAAAGUUUGGAGAGACACUGGAUUUCAACGAGGAGGAAGACAGGAAUGGACAUUUAGAUGAAUG
Molecule: messenger RNA, 6203 nt
Organism: Cyclopterus lumpus (lumpfish)
Lineage: Eukaryota; Metazoa; Chordata; Actinopteri; Perciformes; Cyclopteridae
Product: potassium voltage-gated channel subfamily C member 1-like
Exons: 5
Coding region: 140-1927 (595 amino acids)
Biological process (GO): potassium ion transmembrane transport; protein homooligomerization
Cellular component (GO): neuronal cell body membrane; dendrite membrane; voltage-gated potassium channel complex
Molecular function (GO): delayed rectifier potassium channel activity; protein binding
Source: RefSeq, a predicted model, not a curated record